UUUAUAAAGCUACAAAACUGCUACACCUAACCACGAAUAUAAGUCUCGUCCCACUUAACAGGGGUAUAAAUAACAAGUCGAAAUAGGCGUUGUUGCAUUUAUCGUGCUGAAUAUUUGACUCUUCCUUAAGUUAAUUGACUGUGCACUGACUAAGUAGCUCCAAAUAUGAAGCUUCAGUCAGUGGUGCUUAUACCUGGUAUACUUGUGGUAGCUUCUGUAAUUCAGGGGCAGUAUAUUAAAGGAAAUCAGAACCCACUACCACAUCCCACUUACGAGAACAUUCCUGUAACCAAGUUUUCUUGCGAUGGACGGUGGGGAUAUUUUGCAGAUCCAGAAACUGGCUGCCAAACUUUUCAUUUGUGCCAAGGAAGUAAUAAAAUAUACGCUUCUUUUCUCUGUGUCAAUACGACCCUUUUUCAACAGAAUCCCCCACAGCGAUGCGACUAUUGGUACAGAGUUGAUUGUUCUAUUCCAUGACGCUUUAUACUUUGUCUAUGAAUGUUUUCACAAAGUAACUGACUGAUGCUCUUCUUUGAAUUUCAUACUGCUAAGUGUUUUACUGAUGAUUGUGAGUUUUAAUUAAUACACUGGAAAUAUAAUAGUUUCUGUUCAAUAACAAUAAACAUUUUUACCAGCAAUCUUU
This is a messenger RNA of Limulus polyphemus (Atlantic horseshoe crab), 643 nucleotides long. RefSeq lists its product as uncharacterized. The transcript is spliced from 4 exons. Gene Ontology annotation, cellular component: extracellular region. The coding region runs from base 166 to 477 and encodes 103 amino acids. Lineage: Eukaryota; Metazoa; Arthropoda; Merostomata; Xiphosura; Limulidae. The record is from RefSeq and is a predicted model, not a curated record. Gene Ontology annotation, molecular function: chitin binding.